Molecule: messenger RNA, 2166 nt
Organism: Alosa sapidissima (American shad)
Lineage: Eukaryota; Metazoa; Chordata; Actinopteri; Clupeiformes; Clupeidae
Gene: chst2a
Product: carbohydrate (N-acetylglucosamine-6-O) sulfotransferase 2a
Exons: 1
Coding region: 549-1940 (463 amino acids)
Biological process (GO): sulfur compound metabolic process; N-acetylglucosamine metabolic process; carbohydrate metabolic process
Cellular component (GO): Golgi membrane
Molecular function (GO): N-acetylglucosamine 6-O-sulfotransferase activity
Source: RefSeq, a predicted model, not a curated record
GAUUGAAUUCGCGCAGUUUCAAUUAGUUUCAGUGGAAGGAUGAUAUUAUAGUCGGCGUCAGCCUCGAUGGGCAGGGAAUAUUUCACUGAAGAGAAGGAUCACAGUCACGUAAUUGGGGAGUUAUUAUUAUAUCUCUAGUGCCAAAUGGUGUCUGUCCGACGUAAACUGACAUUUUUCCAAAGUCUGUGGGGUAAACUACCUCUUUGGUGGUGGUGCUGCUUUGUUUACCAUUGAGUCUGUGCCGAGAUGCAUCAGCAAACUAGGGGAUCCGAGGCGUUAAUUCUCAGUAAGUACAUUUUCACAUAGAUCUGUCGUUCUCCGACUGAGGCCUUAAAUCCGAAUGAGAACACUUGCGCAGUGCAGUACUUGUUUACGUUUUCAACCGGGUUUCGGAGGAUUUGGCAGCUUAUCACUUAUUUCGUGAGUACCCACAUCGAUGGACUUGAUGCAGACGUGUGCCUCCAGAUGUAACACUGCAGCUGCUACACGGAAUGCUACAGUGUUGCAAAUCUAAACGUCACCAGACGAUAUAGUUACAGUCGUUUCAAAUGAAAAACAAACCUUAUCAACUCAAAUUAACGCCACCAUGGGAGAAAGAUGUUGGAUUCGGCAGGAAACCCAGAACCUACCGGAACAAUACGAAGAUCAUAGCAAAUCCCGGAUUUGUUAUGAAAGUGCUGCGCAAAAAGAGAAUAAUUAUGUUACUCGCGUACUUUCUGCUUGUAGCCUUGACCAUGUUGAACCUGGCUAACUACAAAUGGACUAAAGAGCCACAACAGUGCAACCAUCAAAUGCAGAGCACGACUUUUCAGAGCAGGUCAGAUAUCCGUUUUCUUUACAAAGCCCCUCAAACCAGAAAAAGACAGCUGGUCUAUGUUCUGACAACAUGGCGAUCUGGGUCGUCUUUUUUCGGAGAACUGUUCAAUCAGAACCCCGAUGUAUUCUUCCUGUACGAACCCAUGUGGCAUAUAUGGCAGAAGCUCUACCCCGGUGAUGCGGUGUCUCUCCAGGGGGCAGCCAGAGACAUGCUGAACUCCCUGUACCGCUGUGAUUUCUCGGUGUUUCAGCUGUACAAUAGCCCAGGCGGCAAGAAUGUAACUUCUCUUGGAGUCUUCGGUGCCACUCUCAAUAAAGUCAUGUGUUCUUUGCCUCUUUGCACAGCAUACAGGAAAGAUGUGGUGGGAAUGGUUGAUGACAAGGUGUGUAAAAAAUGUCCCCCUCAGAGUCUCAGAAUGUUGGAAGAGGAGUGCUUGAAAUACAACACAAUAGUAAUCAAGGGAGUGCGCAUCUUGGAUGUCAAUGUAUUGGCUCCUUUAAUGGAAGACCCCUCCUUCAAUCUGAAGGUGAUUCAUUUGGUUAGAGACCCCAGGGCUGUUGCCAACUCAAGGAUUAAAUCUAGACAUGGGUUGAUUCGUGAAAAUUUGCAGGUGGUACGCAGCAGGGACCCCAAACUUCACCGUAUGCCAUUUGCUGAUCCAGGUCAUAAGGCCAACAAAAAAGACGGCUCUGACUACCAUUCUAUUGGAGCUAUGGAAGUGAUAUGUGACCGUACAUCAAGAACUCUAAAAACAGCUAUAAAUCCACCCAACUGGUUUAAGGGGAAAUACAUGACUGUGCGUUAUGAGGAUUUAGUGGAAAAUCCCAUCAAAGCAGUAAGGAACAUUUACCGCUUUGUCAAUCUUUCAAUAAAUCAUGACAUUGAGUCUUUUGCCUUGAAUAUGACAAGUGGGACUACUUCAUCUUCAAAGCCAUUCAUCGUUUCCUCCAGGAAUGCAACGCAAGCUGCAAGUGCAUGGAGGACUGUCCUCAGUUUCCAGCAAAUUAGACAGGUGGAAGACUUUUGCCACCACUCCAUGUCUUUGCUUGGAUACAUUCGUGUCCGAACAUCUGGGGAGGCUAGAGAUUUGAGUAAACCACUGCUGACAGUGCCCAAACUGUAACAUUGUUGCCACCAAAGACAGCAUGCAAUUUCCAUGUAUUUAACUGUUGACGUUACUUACAACUUAAUUGGUCCUUACAAAGGUGUUUGUAAUGUGGGUACCCCCACAUGCAUUGCUGGAAUGUAUAGCUUGUUUCAAUGCUAUUGUAAUUUUUUGGGACCUCCAGUGUUACUGAGAUAAAAAUAUGUCUGAUCACAAAAGAGUGAAAAGAAAACACUGAUAAACA